Messenger RNA from Ailuropoda melanoleuca (giant panda), 4338 nucleotides. RefSeq names its product C1q and TNF related 7 (gene C1QTNF7). Gene Ontology annotation, molecular function: protein binding. The transcript has 3 exons. Bases 1004 to 1873 code for a protein of 289 amino acids. NCBI's taxonomy places the organism in Eukaryota, Metazoa, Chordata, Mammalia, Carnivora, Ursidae. The record is from RefSeq and is a predicted model, not a curated record.
GGCAAGAUGAAGCUUAUUGGGAUGGGGAGCCCAUCCAUCUUCUUGGUCAAAUUUAUCGUCAGUAUCCACUUCGAUAACUUUGAAAAUACAAUUAGCAUUCUCAAAUGCUUGAGAAGAAUGGUGGGGAAAGCAAGAUAAAAACAAGAUUUUUCAGUCACUGAAUUUCCAUAAAUGACAUCAUGAAUUAUAUAUUGCUGUUGCUAAGGAGAUGUGAGAAGUACGUAUGAGAAGGAAACAAAGAAAUUGAUUGCAUCGAAGAUGAGUAGUCACAGGCUUUGGAGAACCAUUCUGCCUUUUGAGUUGUUAUGAUCAGUUCUCUAGAGUAACAAAGACAUAUCAGUCUUCUAAAAAUACCUAAUCAUUUACCCAUUCAGCAGAGAACAAAGAAAAGAUCAGUGCAGUGCUCAUAGCCCUCUUCCAUUUCGCAGCACAAAGGAUGAGGGGCCUUUUCCCGCCAUAUUUACUGAGACUAUUUACCACCCCUCCUUGUUUGUUCCAUGAGACCAUACCCAGUCUCCAGAAUUUGAAGAUUCUACCUUGAAAAGUCUCAAAUAGGAAAUGACUCUUCUCUAAGUUAACAACUAAUUUCCAGUCAGUGAGUAAUUUUUUUCCUGAAACUUCCACUCAGUGGAAAACAAAUGAAGAGGGGAAAACUUAAGUAAACAAAUCUGAAAAAGAGGCCACGACACACAGAGAUGGAGGUACUUCUAAACUUACCCGUCAAAGAGAGCAGGAGCUUCAGGUUUAUCUCAAACAAAACCGUGAUUCUGACCAGCCCCUGACUGAGCCUCACCCCAUGAAUGACUUCCAGGGCCUCUGGCUCUUUGGGACUAAAGGAGAAAAUUAUUUUUAGCACAACUAUUUGGAAACCUCUGAGAACUUGGAUCUCUUUUUCUGUCUGGUACCAAAGCAAGUUUUUCGCUGAAGCUCUCAUGAAAGAUCCCCAGUGUCUUGUGGAUUUAGAAUCCUGGAGCAACCCACCAACCCAGAGCAAGAGCCAAAGAUGUUUAUCUUGCUCUAUGUUACAAGUUUUGCCAUUUAUGCAAGUGGACAGCCUCGGGGUAAUCAGUUCAAAGGAGAGAGCUACUCCCCAAGGUAUAUCUGUACCAUCCCUGGCUUGCCCGGACCUCCAGGACCCCCUGGAGCAAACGGUUCCCCAGGGCCCCAUGGUCGGAUCGGCCUUCCAGGACGAGAUGGUAGAGACGGCAGGAAAGGAGAGAAAGGUGAAAAGGGGGCUGCAGGUUUGAGAGGUAAGACUGGACCACUGGGCCUUGUUGGAGAGAAAGGGGACCAAGGAGAGACUGGGAAGAAAGGACCCAUGGGACCAGAGGGAGAAAAAGGAGAAGUAGGUCCAGUUGGGCCUCCUGGAGCAAAGGGGGACAGAGGAGAGCAAGGGGACCCAGGGCUGCCUGGAGUUUGUAGAUGUGGAAGCAUUGUGCUCAAAUCUGCCUUUUCUGUUGGCAUCACGACCAGCUACCCAGAAGAAAGGCUACCAAUUAUAUUUAACAAAGUCCUCUUUAAUGAGGGAGAGCAUUACAACCCCGCGACAGGGAAGUUCAUCUGUGCCUUCCCGGGGAUCUAUUACUUUUCUUAUGAUAUCACAUUGGCGAAUAAGCAUCUGGCAAUCGGGCUGGUCCACAAUGGGCAGUACCGGAUAAAGACCUUCGACGCCAACACAGGGAACCAUGACGUGGCUUCGGGGUCCACAGUCAUCUACCUGCAGCCAGAAGAUGAAGUCUGGCUGGAGAUCUUCUUCACUGACCAGAACGGCCUCUUCUCAGACCCAGGUUGGGCAGACAGCUUGUUCUCCGGAUUUCUCCUAUAUGUUGACACAGAUUAUCUAGAUUCCAUAUCAGAAGAUGAUGAGCUGUGAUCAGGACUCAUGUCCUGAAUGUUCCAAGAUUCUUGUGGCAGACGCUUUGAUUUAAUCUGGGGCCCUGGAAGGUGGAGCAAGCAGAAAUGAGAUCCAAAAAGACUCCCACUCAGAUUCCAAAGCACUUACAGAGAAUUCUAGCAGCAUCUAUUAAAACAAGAUGAACCACCAAAUGGUUGAAACCACACCAAAAUGAAUUCUAUAAAACAAUAACCCCAGAUAAGAAUGCUCUCAAAAGCCAUGUUCAUAAAUAUUUAAACAAAUUAAAGACAAUGUUAACAGAUUUUCUAUUAAACUCCCUGAGUGAUAAAAUCAGCUGGCAAUGAUAUUGUCUCAUUAAAUCUUCAUAAAAUUACAUUUUUCCUUGCUAUUUAAGAGAAUCCUAACACCCUAGACAAAGUCUUUAACAAUUCUCAAAAAUCAAAAACUAGAGGUAAGAGAUACUGAGUAAUUUGAGGCAAGCUAAAGUGAAGGGAUAACUUCCUUUGUUUUAUUAUUCGUUCCUUCACAACCGUGUACGUAUUCACUCAACAACUCUUUAGGAGGCCUGUGUGACCCAGAGACUGUGGUGGUGGGUCAGAUUUAAUAGUGAGUUAAAACAAAAUCUCUGCCUUCAUACAGGCUGGUGUGUGAUGAGCAUACUGUCACAGUUCAGUGAGAGGAGCACCUGACAGACUGACUCAAAGUGGACGCACAUGGGAGCUGCUCUAUCCUGGAGAAGGGGGCCAGAGAAGUUUCACACAUGGAAAAAUGCUAAGAUUUCUAAGUUGUGUGUGGGAGGGAUACAAAGACAAACAUGAAUUCAGCAGCUGCAUUCACCCCCAAUCUCAUCCUCAAAACACCACUGGUAUUUGCCCUCGGGAAGAGGUAAAAAAAAAACUCAGAGAUAGAGGGGGUCCAGGAGGCAUAAUGGAAAUGAAGAGAAACAAGUCACUGAGAUCAGCCAGGAGGACAUUCUCCUAAAUCCUUUAGCUGGACAGUUACCCAAGACAAUUAUUAUUCCUCUUAGCUUGCACACGAAUGAGGCCACUACUUUACAUUGUCAGGAGGCAUUAUUUCUCAUGGAUUUCCAAGGUAUUGAAUUUAAGUAAAGGGAAGCAUAUGUCCACUUAUUUAUAGUGAACUGGUGGGGGUGAACAGGAGGAGGAAGGAGAGAGACCAGACAUCUGAGCAAAUAACCGUCCCUUCCAAGCCUCAUGGCUCCCACAGUCCCACCGUCUCUCGGGGUGGGCGUCUUUUUCCUCACUGCAACUCAGUUCCAGACCAUUCCAUCUCAGUCAGGGUUCUCUCCCAUCUGCCAUCCCCAUAGCUGACAGUGAUAGGAUGCCCUUACUCUCUUGCUUUUGGUGGCUUCUAGUCCUCCUUCCAUGUGUUCUCUCUUGGCUCAUUCAUUUGAUAAACAUUUUUUAUGCAGCGGCACAGCCCCUGCCACCCAAUUUCUAAGGACACGAGAAAGGAAAUAACAUGCAUACACAUACACAAAAUACCAGGAAUUCUGGAAAUGAGCAGGCUAAAAUAUGCUAAGUGCUGCACUGGACAUUGAGACAAAUGCUCUGGAAGAAAUGCUGAGAGGAACAGGUUUACUCUCAAAUUGAGGGGUGAGAGAGGAGGGUUUGGGAAAUCUCCUCUGUUCUCUGCACCUUCCGGGGUAGGUGGGACGUAGAGUGGCCAAAGUGGGGACAGAGGUAAUGAUGGGGACAAAGCAUGAAAGUAAGAACAGAGACCCAGAAGAGCCUCGAAUGCCAGCCUGACAAAUGUGGACUUCAUUUAUGAGGAACCAUGGAACACCUGUGUGUUCCCGAGCUGGGUGCUGCCAUGAUCAGAGGUGACACUGGCCGUGAUCCAGCAUUGGUGUGUAAGGGCAAUGCUCGCUUCUCCCUUCGGCAGACCUACCUCCCAUCAUCUUCUCCUGCCUGCCAUGCUUUACCCAUUGGUGGUUCUCCUUCAGAGUCAGGACACAGGUCUGGAAGGCCAAGAGCAAUGAAAGUGGAAAAGAAGAGAAAACAAAGGUGGUUUGAGAUAGUCACCUGCUUAUACAUAACAGCUGGACCUGGAAGGCCAGGCUACAGAGUGUAAAAAAACAGCCAGCAGCAGAAGCUCAUCUGGGGAACAUGAAAAUAUGGGCCCUUUGAAGACCACGGGAUUUGCUGGCGAAACCGGAAAUGGAGGAGUUAUUGCAGACAGUCAUGACCCACGAGAUUAUUGUGUAAUUUAAAUAUUUUCUGAUCGUGAUCCAUUCAUGCAACAUUUUGUGGACAUUGUUUACUUAUCUUUUAAAUGUUUCUUUCAUUACAAAGCCUAUUUUAAGUAGCUUUUUAAAACUCGUGCUUCUUCAGCUGGUUCUAGGUCCAAAGACGAGUUUUAUUUUGAAAUACCUGGUGGGCUGGCUGGCGAUGGGGACCAGAUAGCUAAAGUGGGAAAGGAAAGACUAUUUUGGUAUUAAAAGAAUAAACUCCUUAAGCAAA